AGAUAGUGUGUGCAUUGAAUGUGUUGUUUAUGUAUAAUUUAAACCGCGAUUACAGAGUGUUUAAUACAUUAAAUAAUCCAUUAAUUAGUGAAUCAGUAAAUUGUUUGCCGACAACAGGACUGACAGCCCAUAGACUGUUACUAUGGGUUCCGCUUCCAGACUAUUACUACUCCGGAGAGGAGAUCACGACUCGAGACUCACCGAAGGCUUCGAAGCGCUUCUGGACAAGGAGUUGAUGACCGACGUGUCGAUCACUUGCGGCCAGAAUAUAGUGCGGGCGCACCGGACAGUGCUGUCCAUCUUCUCGCCAUUCUUCCGGCGUGUGUUCGACUCCAUACAGAAUCCUCUGCACUACCCGUUCGUUGUGCUCAAAGACAUGCCGUACGCCGACCUCCGGGCCAUCAUUGACCUGAUGUAUAGGGGAGAAGUCACUGUCACUCAGGACCGGUUCCCGUCGCUCAAGAGAUCGGCCAAAACGCUGGAAGUGAAAGAGUUGUCAGACAUUAUCAGUUCCUACGAACUGAAGAACGAUAUCAAACCCGCGGUCGACGACGAGACGGGUCCGGCGGCGUUGGCGGCGGCCAACACUUCCGGUCGCAAUGCCCGCAAACGCGGUCGUCCGCGCCGUUACGACGACUCCCGCGACAAUAGCGCCGAAGACGAGGACCUGAAGCCGAUAUUCACGACACCCGGACCGCCGACCAAACGACAACAGGUGCUGAUGUCCAAGAAUACGAGUCAGAGUCAGUCGGCGGGUAUGACUGCCACUAGUCGUGGCGGACUUUUUGUGAAACAGACCGCAUCCAAGUCGACGACACCGCGCGGCGGAGGCGUUGGCGGAACUAAUGCCGUGGUCUCCAGAGGUGGCAGCCAUUCAUAUGUGACGUUCACAAAGCCACAGAUCGCCACCCGUGGCGGCGGUGUCGCUAAGUCGGCCGGUCCGGCCUCCAGAGGUCGUGGUAUUAGAUUUGUUCCGCACGACACGGACACCGAUCCCAACGACGAAGACUACGACCCGUCGGCCGACUCAGGCGGGGGUUACAAACGCGGGCCGUAUGUGAAGAGGGGUCGGCCAUCGAAACGACUGUCCAAUGAUUAUCCUUUGGCCAGUAAUAUGCUCUCGUCGUCGUCUUCAUCGGCGGUCUCGUCACCAAUGGAUCUGCAAAACAUAUUCCCCGAUCAGUCAUACAUCGCCAGCGCCGCCGAUCGGCCAAUCAAGAUAGAGCUCGACUCGGACUCGGAUGUCGAGUGCAUACUGUCGGCCACGAGUCCACUGCCCAGCGGUGAUCCGGUCGACGAUACGCCCGAAGGCGUGCCACAGCCGACACUCGAAGGGGUCGCACAGCCGAUACCUGAAGAGGUUGCACAGCCGACGCCAGAAGAACCCAGAUUUACGGAACUGUUGCCGACUGAGUCCGCGACUCAUGAGUUGACCGCUACUGAUGAUCAAAAUAAUCAAAUGCUGACCACUUCUGAGCCAACUUUAGACACGUCCGCCGACAGCACUACCGAAAUGCCCGCUAAUGUGUACAUCAAAACCGAAAGGCCAGACACUCCUCCUGUAGACCAGUCUAUGGACACAUCAGUUGAUGAAACACCUGUUACGGAACAGACAGCAGCUGUACAGUCAACAACUGCCGAAGAUAUUACAGCAAACACUGAUCCACAGCCGGUCACCAAUCAAACGGCUGGUAAUGUAGACACUAAUAGUGAACAACAACCGAAUGCUGAAUUGGCAGCGAGUUCUUCGGCAGAACCAAGCAGUUCCGCAUCUCAAGAGAUCACUGAAUCUGUGGCGACGACCACAACGACCACUAGUUUGGAUCCGAAUAUUGUGGUCAAAACGGAAAGACCAAACUCUCCGUUCGACGACGAGUUACAGACAUUCAUCAAUGAAUUGGACGAACAAUACGAAGAGCCCAUCGCUGAUACCACUACUGCGGCCGCUGUCGUCGCCAAUGACCAGCAAAUAGAUAAUGCCAUUCCUCCACAUCAAUCAGACACAACUAAUGCAACACUAGUGACAGCACAGCCACCGGCGAUCACAUCCGCUCCAGUGUUGAUGACUCGGACGGCGCCCACAAUAAUCACGUUAAACAAUAACCAGACAAUUAGCGCACCGAUCAUCAGGUUUAUCAAAACAGAGAGAUCUUCAUCACCGCCACCAUCACAGCCGUCAUCACAACCUCCUGUUAUCACCACUCAGUCGACGACCACUUUUCAGACACCAUCGCAAUCGUCCGAAGAGGCAAUACUUAUUGACGACCAGGAGAUGGACACCACCGGCGAUACCAAUGUAUUGGCCGACGCUGUGAACACCGAGAGCUGUAAUCGGCCGCCAAUUGGUUCCCAAAACACCGAUUCACUCAUCGAUGAUAUCGAUUUGGAUCUGGAUUUUGCAAUGACUGAUAGCAAUGGGAACAGCUCUGGAGGCGCUUCUGGGGAUGGCAACAGCGGUCAGUCAUCUACUACUAUAGCCAAUCAUUUCUCAUGA
Messenger RNA from Medioppia subpectinata, 2494 nucleotides. The record is from the annotation of a GenBank genome assembly. Lineage: Eukaryota; Metazoa; Arthropoda; Arachnida; Sarcoptiformes; Oppiidae.